GAGAGGAGAGGAAUGGGGGCGCCGCGGGCCCGCAUCGAGAACAUGAGCCCGGAGGUGACGGACUCCAACCCCUACAGUCGACUGAUGGCGUUAAAAAGAAUGGGAAUAGUCAAAGACUAUGAGAAAAUCCGUUCCUUUACAGUUGCAGUAGUAGGAGUAGGUGGAGUUGGCAGCGUGACUGCUGAAAUGUUGACAAGAUGUGGCAUUGGUAAGCUGCUUCUGUUUGACUAUGACAAAGUGGAAUUGGCAAACAUGAACAGACUCUUCUUCCAACCUCAUCAAGCUGGAUUAAGUAAAGUUCAAGCAGCAGAACAUACUUUGAGGAAUAUUAAUCCUGAUGUUCAAUUUGAAGUACAUAACUACAACAUCACAACACUGGACAACUUUGAACACUUCAUGGAUAGAAUAAGUAACGGUGCGCUAGAGGAAGGGAAGCCUGUUGAUCUUGUUCUGAGCUGCGUGGAUAACUUUGAAGCUCGCAUGGCAAUUAACACGGCUUGCAAUGAACUUGGACAAAUCUGGAUGGAAUCUGGAGUGAGUGAAAAUGCAGUAUCAGGACACAUACAGCUGAUCAUACCUGGUGAAUCUGCUUGUUUCGCGUGUGCUCCUCCACUUGUAGUUGCUGCAAAUAUUGAUGAGAAAACAUUAAAACGAGAAGGAGUUUGUGCGGCUAGUCUUCCUACAACUAUGGGUGUUGUGGCAGGAAUUCUCGUACAAAAUGUUCUGAAAUACCUGUUAAAUUUUGGUACUGUGAGUUAUUACCUUGGUUACAAUGCGAUGCAGGAUUUCUUUCCAACUAUGUCUAUGAAGCCAAACCCACAAUGUAGUGACCAAAAUUGCAGAAAACAGCAAGAAAAUUAUAAGAAAAAAGAAGCUGCACGACCAAAACAAGAAGUAAUUGAACAGGAAGAAGAAAUAGUACACGAAGACAACGACUGGGGCAUCGAAUUAGUAUCAGAAAUGUCGGAAGAUGAGCUGAAGGCUGCUUCUGGCCCAGUACCUGAGCUUCCCGAGGGAAUUACUGUAGCAUAUACUAUCCCAAACAAGGAAGAGAAUCUGAUAACUGAGGAAACAGUGGCUGAGUCUGAAGAAAGCCUAGAAGAACUCAUGGCCAAAAUGAGAAACAUGUAGCAAAACAAAUAUUAAGU
Charadrius vociferus (killdeer) is the source of this 1148-nucleotide messenger RNA. RefSeq names its product ubiquitin-like modifier activating enzyme 5 (gene UBA5). Gene Ontology annotation, biological process: protein ufmylation. Gene Ontology annotation, cellular component: cytoplasm; cytosol. Lineage: Eukaryota; Metazoa; Chordata; Aves; Charadriiformes; Charadriidae. The coding region runs from base 13 to 1131 and encodes 372 amino acids. The transcript is spliced from 13 exons. The record is from RefSeq and is a predicted model, not a curated record. Gene Ontology annotation, molecular function: UFM1 activating enzyme activity.